Mus musculus (house mouse) is the source of this 1492-nucleotide messenger RNA. RefSeq names its product RIKEN cDNA E330034G19 gene. The transcript is spliced from 7 exons. Bases 56 to 1111 code for a protein of 351 amino acids. The record is from RefSeq and is marked validated. Lineage: Eukaryota; Metazoa; Chordata; Mammalia; Rodentia; Muridae.
AGUCCAUUCUCUGGACAUUCUAUUGUAUCCUGGAGAGCUCCUGGCAUCCCCUGUGAUGUCACCAGUGUUGUGGCAACAACAACUGCUCUUAGAGCAUUCCAUCAGUACUUCAGAGUUCAUCUCGAAUCAUGUUUUCAAUGCUGAGGAGCAGAGUAAGGUAGAAGGAAGCUGGACCUCCAUCUCAGUGCAAUCCAGCAAGGAAGAAGUGGUUCUGGGAAGACCCGCUCCUACCACAGGCCAACUACAUUUUAUGAGAAAUUGCAUUUGCAACAUAAGACACCAUGUCACAGCUGCAGACCUGAACAGGAAAACCACUGAGGCCUCCAAGAACUUGAAGAUGCUUGAGGAGGAGAUUGGCUUCUAUCGCAACCUGCACAGCCAGCUGAGGAUGGCCCAGGCUCAGCUGAAGAACAAGGUGAAUAUGCUGAAGCAGGAAAAUAGGAGAAUUUGGGGGCGAUGUGCCACACUGCAGCAGAACUUGGAGGAAUUGAAAAUGAUCUAUAAGAAUCAACUGGAGGACACCAGUGACCCCCAGACCCAGCAGCAGCAGGAUCCAGAAAGAACGGAGGAAUUGCUGCAGGACAGUCACAAGCAGAAGAAGCUGGGCAUCCAAGAGAAGAAUUUAGCAGAAAAACAGCAGUAUUACUUUGAGGUGCGCCGGAAGAGCCACCUGUACAGCUGCUUCCUGACAGAGCUGAAUCAGUUGAAGAAGAAGCUGGAAAUGCUGAGUCAGGAAAACAAGGAAAUGCAGGGGGAUUGUGCCCUACUACAGCAUCACGUGGAGGACUUGAAACCAAUCUAUAAGAAGCAACAGGAGGAGGACAGUGACCUCCAGACCCAGCACCAAAAGCACAUGGAAAGGAUGGAGGAAAAGCUGCAGUACAUGCUGAAGAAGAAGAAUAUGGCCAUCAAGCAAAGGGAGUUGGCAGAAAAGCUGAAGUACCAAUUUGAGGUCCUGCAAAUGAGGUUUGAUAAAUUGCAGCAAGAGAUGGAACUGGCCAUAGCCCAGGAAGAGAGAGUCCUGCAGAAAGACCUGCUACAUCAGGAGCCCCCUGCUGAGCCCCAUCCCCAGAAACCACAGGAUCCCUUGGGUGGGUUUGCUUUAACAUAGUGUAUUUCCUCAGUGUGAAUAGGCCCUGAUUUUAUGGAGCCCAUGAGCCACCAGCCUUCUUCUGGGUCUGCUUCCCUUUGAUUUUCUAACAACUCCCCUUGAGAGAACUGAGGUGACUACCCUGUCACUGUGUCCAAGACCAGAGAUAAGCUGUAGGUUUGUGAUGCUAAAUCUGUAGUGAGAGAAUGGUGCUUAGCAUAAUUUUGUGUUUGGUUUUCUGUUUGGAGUUUUGCUCUUAGAUGUUUUGGUUUUCUUAUUGAUAUGCUAUUUGUUCUUAUUAUUUUUCAAAAAUUGCUAGCAUCAUUCACUGUUUAUACUGACUUCUGUUUUUAAUGCCCAUUAAGAGAAUGUUUUAUGAAUAAUAAACUUUUGUAACUCUUC